Messenger RNA from Colletotrichum truncatum, 501 nucleotides. RefSeq names its product actin polymerization protein. The record is from RefSeq and is a predicted model, not a curated record. NCBI's taxonomy places the organism in Eukaryota, Fungi, Ascomycota, Sordariomycetes, Glomerellales, Glomerellaceae.
AUGACAAUCAAAGCCAUGUCCGAGGUCGAGGACACAUCCGCGCACAAGCGUACCGCCUCCACGACCUCCGCCGUCCAAAACUCCCCGCCCCCGGCUAAGCGUCCCGCCCCUGCGACGCUGCCCACGGGCCGCCGCGACUUCCCGCACGCCGUAGCCUUGGUCUUUUACAAGGACGGUGGCGACGACAUCGCUUCUUCUACCACGGUCCUGGGUGUGUACGCUGGCCUCGCGGACGCCAACGACGAGGUGCGCAAGCUUGCCCUGGAGCAGGGCGCAAAAUUGGACGAUGCUGCCGCGCACAACACUGAGCCUGUAAGGUGGGACACUCCCGAAGGUGUGUCCUGCUGGGUUGAGUUGCACGCCGUCAAACCCAAGACUAUCGUGCGCAGGAAUGUUUCUGAAAGCUCGGCGGAGCCCCCGAAGAAGUUGUAUGACGCAGAGGAGGGCGAAGAUCCUGAUCUUGAUGACGAUGAUCAGGAGGAGGGUGGACACUACGAUUAA